AUGUCGUCCGAUACUUUACGAUUGGACGGAUGGAACUAUGCAUUGUUCUUUAUUGAGACUAUUCUGAAUGCUGCCUUUGUUCCUGUUUUCUUUGUAUUCGCCUAUAUUUGUGCUACUCAAAAAAAUCUCCACGUGAAUUUCAGGUCAAUUUUAUUCUUCACAGGAGUCGGUUGUUUAGUUGGAGCCGUUCAUCGUCUGAUUCUUGUUGUUGCUCGAGCGCUGAUAAUUAUACUACGGAUCAACACUUUGACCUAUCGAAAACGACACGAGUCGAUGAUGCAAUUGGCUGAUAGAUAUCAUUUUGAUGAGAAUAUUCGAGCUGGAAAAUAUUAUAUACCUGUUGCUUUGAACGACUUCAUUUGCAAGGUGAUUUUUGUAGGACUCUUGGCAUAUUCGAUAUUUUUCACUGAUAUUCCACUUGGCCACGAUACGACCCAUCUAAGUCAUGCAUAUGAUGUGAUGUUCGCGUACCAACGAAUGUUCUUCGGGCUGGCAUUGACAUUACGAAGCGAAAAAUUCGAUAAUCUGAUGAGACGAAAGAAGAGAGCCGUUCGAGUGAUUGACAGUCAAGCAGCAACUAAUCAUUUUGACGGACUUAGAAAACUUUGGUCAUAA
Molecule: messenger RNA, 615 nt
Organism: Haemonchus placei
Lineage: Eukaryota; Metazoa; Nematoda; Chromadorea; Rhabditida; Trichostrongylidae
Source: the annotation of a GenBank genome assembly